AGAGGGGGAACAAUGAAACCGGCCGAGCCGGGGCACGUCGAAGGCAGCAGCCAGGUUGAGAGCGGCCGGACACCUGAGCACAAUGAGCACAAUGAGCCCUCGCACCAGCCCGGAGCCAAUCGGCGCACACGCGAACGGAACCGCCCGCCCGUCCGCCCGUCCGCCCGCCCGCCCGCCCGCCGGCAUUGGCCACGAAUAAAACCCCCCUCUGCAACGCGCUUCUCCCCGAGACCUGCUGGCCUCAACAAUCACAAAGCCGCACAUUCCAACAAGUCUUCCCCCCCAGUAAAGGGCUACUACGGUCGUGUUAAAAGUACGAGGCGACUCGCAGAGUUCGGCGAACCAAGCGAUCCGGGUGUAAGCGCCAUGGCGCUGUUGGUGAGCGGCAUCAUCCGUGCGGUGUUGCCUAAGACUCUGGCCAUUAAAAGCUUCGUGGUGCUGUGUGUGCUGGGAGCCGGGAUCCUCUUCGGCUUUCACGUCACCGUGCACAAGAGCUUGUGUGUGCGCAACGAUGCGAGCUGCCAGGACAUUUUGUGGAAAAGGGCUCAGACGCUCUUUCAAAAACUCAAGGUGGGCAACACCGCAGCACCGGCAGCGGGGGACGUUGUCGCGGUGAUGGAGGACGUCGUCACGACGACGGAGACUGACUACAGAGACGACGAAGAGGAAGGCGUGCACGAAUGGCUGCAGCAGAACGUCAACGAAAGCAUCAAAAUCGGAAACGACAACGACUACUUCCGCGAGGCCAAAGCGGCGCCCUCGAGCUGCCCACAAAGCCUGCGAAAAAGGGUGAUGGCGAACGCGGAGUUGCGCAGACUGUUCCAGUUCGACCUGCCGGUGCUGCUGUCGAAGAGCCACCUCAACUUCAACGAGUGGCAGAGACUCAUCAAGUACCGCCUCCCCUACGGCUGGAGAGGCAUGAACUGGACCGACAUGGUGGAUGCUAUGGAAUCCCUCGGCGCACCGGAAAACCGAGAGCUCUUCGACGACCGCAUGGGGAAGGAGAGCGGGAGUUGCGUGCGCUGCGCUGUGGUGGGGAACGGAGGAAUUCUCAGCGGGGCCGGCAUGGGGAAGGAAAUCGACGCUCACGACUACGUGUUCAGGAUGAACGGAGCCAUCACUGACGGAUUUGAAAGUGACGUUGGCACGAGAACCUCUUUCUACAUGUUCUCCACAAACACGAUGAAGAACUCGAGGCUCGCGUACCAGGAGUUUGGCUUUCAGCAUCCUUCGUGGUCCCCGGAGACACGCUACAUCUUCAUCCCUUGCGGCCACCAGGACUACUACAUGGUGACUGCUGCAGCGAGAGGAAGCCUCGUCCACAAAGGGGACGACAAGAAUGACCGGCCUUGGACAUACUUUGGAAAAGAGAAUGUUGGAAAGAAGAUUAAAAUGCUUCAUCCGGAUUUUCUACGGUACCUGAAAAACAAUUUCCUGCCUUCGGGGAUCCUUCAAACGGACUUCAGAAACUUCUACAGGCCCAGCACAGGCGCAAUAGCUCUGCUAACCGCUCUGCACACCUGUGACGAGGUCUCUGCAUAUGGCUUCAUUACCAGCAACUUCAGGAAAUUUCCAGACCAUUAUUUUGACAAAAACCAGAAGCUUGUCUUUUACAUCAACCACGAUCUGUCCCUCGAGAAGAAAUUAUGGAGAAAGCUAAAUCAGCUGGACAUCAUGAAGCUUUACCGGCGGAAAAUGGCCUAGGUUCGGCGAUGGAUUGGUUUGGUAUGCUGCCGCUGUGCCAAGAACUGUAGAUCCCCAUUCUCUAUCAAAAGCAAUGGCCACACUUGUUCCUGUGGAAUACCUCACUUUAUAUAUUGUUUUUUAUUUACUGUGGAGAAAAUAAAAAAAGUACAAAAAACAUCCACCCAUCACACAGAUAUGUGGUGAGUUGCAUAACGACGGUGUGCCACAGUAUCCACUGUUGACACGAUCCAUCACACUGUUGUGUGAAACCUCACGCAGUGCUGUAGUGGAGCAUUGUGGGUAAACACAGUACAUUAAAUAGGUCAGCUUCUGUUCCCUAUCUGAACACACAAAAUAUUUCUUUAUUUGUGUAUAUAUCGGCCUUCCAGACUACUCGUGGUAACAAUACGGUUUUACGAUAGAGGUCAUACUGUAACGGAAGCCUCUAAUGCGCUCUUACGAGCUUAUGGUUAUGAUGUAGUAAAGCAAAUACAAAUGUAACAGAUAAAUUGAAUGUCGAGUGUAUGCCCCCAGUAACUUGGCACUGUGAAAGUCUAGCGUUGGUGACCCAUCUGAUACCAAGUGGCAUUGAUGCCGAAUAAUUUUUUUGCCCAUUAUUCACCAGUUCCCGUUUGAGGAAAUAAUUAUCUUAAGUGUCCUUAUAUCCGGCUGUAGUCAUUAUGGCAAGCAGAUUUUGUAUGCAGUGAAAAUGACAUUUGCCGUUUAAAAUUUGGAGUGAAUUGAGUGGAUCGAGGUGUUUCUCGCACCAAUCGUCUUGCUGAUUUUAAUUCUCAAAGGAUCGUCAAGGCAUUGUACCAUACUUUGCAGCAUUUGUAUAACUUUCUGAUGAGGAGAGACAUGGUCGGACAAGGGUUAGGUUUUUGAUACUACUGUACUAUAAACUUACUGUUCUAUAAAUCAAAUCUCUGAUUUUGUAUACAUUUAAAUCGCUGCCAGGUUUGCGGGCCUUUGGAGCACUGAGAGCCAUAUGUGUGUCACACCAACCACUGAACACCACCACCACCGUCUUCAGUACAGCCUAUGCUCGUUCAAAGGACUGUAUAAAUACACUUGUGUAAUGGUAACAUGAUUAUUAAACCGGUGUGCUUGGCAACGCAGGGGUCCAAUGUCGCGGAUGCUCUCAUCCCCUGUGGGGCUCUCCACAAGCAACUACCGCCACUUGUCUGCGGAGAAAAUAUUGUGGAGAAUAAGAGUACAUUAGCACGUGACUCCACGCAUUUUAGAACACAUCGCGGCUAAUUGGAAGCAUCUAAGAACGUUGGGAAUAUUUGCGGGAUGGCAGCGGAUAAUGGGUAAUCGGUUCACGGAUAAGGAGUUCUGUUAUUCAAGUUAUGUUGCGCGUGCUUGUUUGUUGGUUCUACAGGGUAAGAUGUGGGCGAGUGGUUGUAUAAAUGUGACAUCGUGUACUGUUAAGACAUGGGGUGGAAUUCCAGUAAUGUGUCCGGUUCUUGCCUGGUCAAAGCAGUGAUUUGAUGUGUGUGUACCUGCUGAAUGCAAAAGUAUAUAUUUGUAAUUGUUUUGGUCUCUUCGUGCUCGUUUAAAAAUUUGAAGCAAGGUGCUGUUGUUGUGAUCUGGAUGUAUUUAGAGGGACUGGGCGUUGUUGUGCGGCGCAUGCCAAAUUGAGGUCAUUCAACAAUGUUGGUUCGUUUGUUGCUGAGUUGUAAUUGGCUGGAAUGCCGCAAGGCCUUUUAGGGGCGCGACGAUGGAUGCGUCGAUUAACUAAUGAAAGUCGUUUGUUAAUUUCACUGUGCAUUAACCGAUUGUAAUGAUAAUUAUUACACGUGUAAGAUGUGUGGAAAUUGCAUCCAAGCGAAUGUUGCAUUUCGGGUAAUGGAGAACACAGAAUUGCACAAACCGGUCAACUUAGACGAAGCGUUGUUUCUUGCUUCGUCACCCUGCAUUGUGACGAGGCAAUUGAAUGACUGGGUGGGGUAGGGCACACCCAUGGUACUUUGUUAUAGAAGCCUCCAAGUGAGUUUGCUUUUAAAUGAUAAAUGAAUGGCAUUGGUGCAGAGGUGGGUGAAAUAAGGCAUGACAAUGAAACAUUGUCGAGGUGUUUUUCCUGAUAGUUAAAAAGGCUCACAGCGGGGUACAACGCCGCGUGUAUCGAGACUGAUGCGGAGUUUUUUCGGUACUUUUUUGAACGUCAGAAUCGACCGUUUUGUUAAGGAUAGAAGGCAAAUGGUGAAUUGAUAUUAACAUUGUCCAACAGUAGAGUCGUUCAAAUGAACCACAGCUGUAGACAAUCUUAAUGUCAGAUGUUUUUGCUUUGUUACUGGUGUUAUUCCAAAAGGAAUUAUGUUUACAGAAUGCUGUAUUUUAAUGCAUGCGUUCAUGAGCCUUGCCAGAAAACCAAAGACCGUUUUCUAUUGAUGGUCCUGGAAUUUCAAAUGUUGAAUAUGUCAGUGCUGUAUAUUGCAUAAGGGUGCACUAAACCCACUGCCUCAUGGGUUUACACCGUUCUCGUGCAACCCGUUAUGACUUUGGGAGAAGCGAACAAUCGAUUUCCUCUGGGUAAUUACUCGACGUGUAAUAAUUUUUCAUCCACGCACCUCCGAUGAGCACGGUUGGCUACGUAUGGUGAAACAUAAUUUUAACACACGUGCAAGUGUGAAGGUAUCAAUUCUCGUGCACAGUAUUGUUGUGCGUGUCCAUUAUGAGCAAAUCUUACAGUAAUGAGGGAAUAAUAUUGCAGAUCCUAUUACCACGUAUUUACUCAACAAUCCUGAAUGAUAAUGAUUUGUGGAUAUUUGCGGAAUUUGCCACUCGACUCAAGUGCACAAACAUAAAAUGCGCGCAUAAUGGCAAGGGGUACCACAGUGAGCCUUGGUGUACGUCGUGGGUACGUGGAAGAAUAGCGCUGCUGAUUUAGAAGAUUGCACUCCAAGAGUUUCCACGGACAAUAGGAGUUGUGGGUAGCAUGGUAACGCAUAAGAGGAGUUCUGUAAAUGGGAAACUUUGGAUUGAAUCAUGAACUUGAGGGAAGUGGUGAAUUGUUACAUACCCAUGAAGUCGUCAUGAGCACAGCCAGAUACACAUGUGUACAUCAAUUGUGGCAAAAAGAUACAGUAAAAAUAAACAUUUUUUUUGUGUUAUGCUGUUAUUUUCUUUGAACCUAUCUACGUGACUUUACCGAAAGACUCAAGAAUAUAAAUAAAAUAUGAAUUGAAAAUGGCAUGACACUGAAAGAUUUCUGGAUUGCCGUUGCAUCGUGGUUCACGAGCUUGCAGUGCCAGUCCUUGUCCAGUAUUUGUAAGUACUGUACGCUUGAAUUUAUUAUCGACGGCGUAUCAACAUUGUGAAAGUUGUUCUGUACAUGUUCUCUUUGAUCGUGUAUUGUAGUAGAUAACCGUUGGAAACUGGCAAGCGAUAAAGACAGGUUUGUAAAUACUGAACCAGUGAUGUUCUAAGCCCCACUUAAUUUUCAUCGCCACAGGCAUUACAACAAAAGGCACGUUGUGCAAUUCCUUCUGCUUUUCAUGCAGCUCAAACAAAUACGAUGUGGAGAGGGGGGCUUCAUCUCGCAGUGGAUUGACGAGUCGUUCACCUCUUUAUGCAUCUGCGCUCGUUGCAGUACUGUGGAGUGCGAGUCCCUGGACGAUUUUUCAGCCUUCAACUUUCCCACUUGCCUGGGCUUGUGAAAUACAGUUACCUAAUUGUGUUGGUACACUAAUGAGGAAUGCAGGACGGUGCGACACCAACCCUGAUUCUAAUAGCACUUCACAAGUCCUGGCGCUCAUUUGUAUGUAAACUGAUGUAUACGCUGGGUAGAUGGAGCAAAUUAGAGGUCGUGUUUGUAUCACACGCUGGUGGUGUUUCGUGAAGGCCAUGGCGAUUUGGCGACGGUGGUGAUGAUGCGCAUUUUACACCUGGAAAAAUUAAACUUCCUGUGGGAAAAAUGUCCGGUGUGGGUUUUUCACGUGGACAGUGAAGUCUGUCGCAAAUGCUGACGGGUUUCCGGAUAAUCCACGAAUAGAAAGUGUCGUUUUAAACUGAAUCGUACGUAAACAUUUUAGAUAAAAUGAUUUAAGUAGUUAUUAUCACGUGUAAAUAUUGUACAAUGAUUAAUGGGCCAAAUUUAA
Messenger RNA from Petromyzon marinus (sea lamprey), 5789 nucleotides. Its product is annotated as alpha-N-acetylgalactosaminide alpha-2,6-sialyltransferase 2-like. Gene Ontology annotation, biological process: protein O-linked glycosylation. NCBI's taxonomy places the organism in Eukaryota, Metazoa, Chordata, Hyperoartia, Petromyzontiformes, Petromyzontidae. The record is from RefSeq and is a predicted model, not a curated record. Gene Ontology annotation, molecular function: alpha-N-acetylgalactosaminide alpha-2,6-sialyltransferase activity.